UAUCCCUUCCUCAUCAUCAUCGAAUGCAGUCAAGUCAAGUGUCGUUUUCGUCUUGUAGUUGCUUGUAAUCUGGUCUGGUGUCGACGUAUCCAAGAUGGCGAGUACGGUGAACGAAAUUUCGACACAAACGAAUGAAAACCUAACGGAAUAUCAAAAUGCAACCACUGCGAGAGUACCGUCGACGCCCGAAGGAAUGGCGAUUGCGUAUGGCAGCCUCAUUAUUAUGGCCAUUCUACCAAUUUUCUUUGGUAGCUAUCGUGCGGUCAAACACCAUAAGGAGCAGCAGCAAUUGUAUAAAACAAGUGGCGAGCAACCUGACACAAUGUCUCGUAGAGAAGCUGCCAUGUUUCCUCUUAUUUCCAGUGUUACAUUAGUUGGCUUGUAUAUAUUAUAUAAGGUAUUUGCAAAGGAGUAUGUUAAUUUGAUAUUAGCUGGAUAUUUUUUCUUUCUUGGUAUUCUAGCUUUAUGUCAUCUUACAAGCCCAUUAAUUUCAUCAUUAGUACCUGCUGCGAUUCCAAAGACGCAGUAUCAUAUUUUAUUUACAAAAGGAAAGGAUGAUAAAGAGGAGCAUAUAAUUAAUUACAAGUUUAAUCUUCAUGACAUUGUAUGCCUUGUGUGCUGCUCAUUUGUGGGUGCUUGGUACCUUCUGAAAAAACACUGGAUAGCUAACAAUCUGUUUGGCAUAGCAUUUGCUAUUAAUGGAGUCGAAUUGUUACAUCUUAACAAUGUCGUGACUGGAUGCAUUUUAUUGUGUGGUCUUCUGUUUUAUGAUGCUUUUUGGGUGUUUGGUACAGAUGUAAUGGUAACGGUGGCAAAGUCCUUUGAAGUGCCGAUUAAACUUGUGUUUCCACAGGAUCUUUUAGAAAAGGGCUUGAAUGCUGGUAAUUUUGCCAUGUUGGGAUUAGGUGAUAUUGUAUUGCCUGGUAUCUUUAUCGCAUUACUCUUGCGAUUCGACAACAGUUUGAGCAGAAAAACGAAUAUCUACUUCUAUUCGACAUUUUUUGCAUACUUUAUGGGAUUACUCGCCACCAUGAUGAUCAUGCACUUGUUCAAUCAUGCACAGCCUGCUCUACUGUAUUUAGUACCCGCGUGUAUAGGCACGCCAUUGCUCUUAGCCUUAGUCAAAGGAGAUCUCAAGGCGUUGUUUUCAUAUGAGGAUCAUCCAUCACCACCUACGAACGCGGCAGAACAAUCGGAGCAGGUGCAAGUAGAAGCGAAAAAGGACAAAUAAUAUCCUGAUUGAAUAUAAAAAAAAACACGCUAUGUGUGAUUUGCAUUAUCUUGUAAUUAUCUUUCGAUUUCAUCGUGCGUAUGGAAAAUGGAAAAUAUGAGUAAUAGUUCAUAGUUCAUGCUCAAGACGUACAAUCACGCAUUGUAAAAUACAAUAGCUUAUAACUAUAUCUUGCAAAUACAUAAGUUGCAAGAUAUAUCCAUAUAAUAUGAUUCACAAUGAGCGUUCACGGAUAUCGUUUUGAUGUUGUUUCGAUCUGAAAAGGAAGACUUCAGCAUAGGAUUUAGAACUAUGAUAACCGAGAACGCUAUUUCGAAUGCAUACAAAAGAAAUUUUUAUCACUCAUAUAUGGUAUCAAUGAUGGCAUUUCGAAAUAGUGAACAAGAAAAUUUUAAACAAUAAAACAGAAUUUGAUUGUUUUAUUGUUUUAUAGGAUCGAGACCCGA
Messenger RNA from Trachymyrmex cornetzi, 1677 nucleotides. RefSeq names its product minor histocompatibility antigen H13. The record is from RefSeq and is a predicted model, not a curated record. Bases 95 to 1231 code for a protein of 378 amino acids. Gene Ontology annotation, biological process: membrane protein proteolysis. NCBI's taxonomy places the organism in Eukaryota, Metazoa, Arthropoda, Insecta, Hymenoptera, Formicidae. Gene Ontology annotation, molecular function: aspartic endopeptidase activity, intramembrane cleaving. The transcript is spliced from 6 exons. Gene Ontology annotation, cellular component: cytoplasmic side of endoplasmic reticulum membrane; membrane; lumenal side of endoplasmic reticulum membrane.